This is a messenger RNA of Vigna radiata var. radiata (mung bean), 606 nucleotides long. RefSeq lists its product as uncharacterized. The coding region runs from base 1 to 606 and encodes 201 amino acids. NCBI's taxonomy places the organism in Eukaryota, Viridiplantae, Streptophyta, Magnoliopsida, Fabales, Fabaceae. The transcript has a single exon. The record is from RefSeq and is a predicted model, not a curated record.
AUGUAUGACGACACGACCGACCCCGAGGCCCAUGUCAAAACUUUCACUAACGCCAUCGCAUUCCAAACUGGGAGCGAUGCCAUAUGGUGUCGAGCAUUUUCUCUGUCAUUAGAAGGGGAAGCGUUAGAGUGGUUUAACUCGUUGCCUCCCAAUUCUAUCAAGAAUUUUGAAGGACUGCGACGCAUGUUUGGCCGCCAGUUUUCCAGUAGUAAUACCCAAGACACAUCCAUUUUUUAUUUGGUGAACCUCAAGCAAGGAAGGGAGGAAACGUUGAAGGCAUUCAUGGACCGGUAUCAAGAGCUUGUCCACCGGGUGAAGGGUCUUACCACUAAGCUCGCCCUCCAGUACAUCUUGCCAGCCCUCAAGCCCAGACCAUUUAAGGACAGUUUUUGUCGGCGGGAGCCAAAGACCAUGGAGGAGCUGCGAGAGAGGGUGACAGAUGAAGUCAGAGUUGAAGAAAUGAAACUUUCCUAUAAAAAGCAAAAUCAAGAAGCACGUAAUAAGAAGGCAGACGACAGGAAAUUCGAUAACCAAUCAGGGCGAACGGGAGGUGUGAAGCAAAGAGAGGCACCAGAGGGCCAAUAUUUCAGCAGUAUACGCCAUUGA